Molecule: messenger RNA, 228 nt
Organism: Caenorhabditis sp. 36 PRJEB53466
Lineage: Eukaryota; Metazoa; Nematoda; Chromadorea; Rhabditida; Rhabditidae
Source: the annotation of a GenBank genome assembly
AUGGACGGGGACAUCUUCGGAUUCUUACCAAUGGGAAGCGCAUGGAAGAAAGAUGGAAUACGUGAUCCAACUGAUCCGUACAUCAAGGGAGUCUAUUCGGAUCGCCAAAGCGAGAUCAGGGAACGGAAGGAUUUCCUCGAACACGAGCCGGGCGCCUCAGAGUCCCCGCGACUCCACGCCCUACCUAUCGAACCUGUAGCCGUCGGAACGACCGGACAAGCUUCAUAA